UAGGUUCACGCCGAUGUCCGAGGAGACUUUUUGUUUGUGCUGAUUCUUUCUCCUACCCCGCCACCCUCACGCGUUUAAAACCCCGCUAAAAGAACUGCAAUCGCACUUGUUUUGAAGCUUAACUCUAUACAUUUUACAGUUUCCCUCAGGCUUUUUAAACCAAGGAUGAAGGCCAAAUCUGUCGAGAUGGGGGGAAAAAAAUCGCAAUUAGAAAUCCCAAUAGAAGCUUGCCAGAUUCAUUUAUCAGCGUGUGAAGAGAACUCAGCCUCGGGGCGGCGUGUGUUGUUUGUGCGCGCACGCGCGUGUGUGUGUGCGCACUGUUCCUCAGAUAUCUAUCUCCACUUUCUGGCCCCUCGUCCAUUCACACGGUCAUUCAGUCAGGUUCAAAGUCUGAGCAUCUCUUUGCCAGAGGAAACUGGAAACCUGCUUGAGCUCUGCCGUGGGUCAAAGUGGGAGGUGGGCGGUGUGCUCAUGCCCCCCCCCCCACACACACACACACAUAUGCGCAAACUGCCGCACUCUCAACUAUGAUUGCUUUGAAAGUGGUGCGCUUGUCCCACCUCAAGUUCAGCCACAUACUUAUGUAACUGUUUGGAUAUUUGUCACUAUGGUCAUCUCAGUGCAGUGUUAAAUCCUUGAAGUAUUUAAAAAAAAAGUCAGUCUAACGGGUGCAAAGAGACGUUAGGGGGCAUUUGGGGACGAUUACCAGUUAAGAGUCGAUAAAAGUACGUCACUUCAGCUGUUUAUUUACAUGGCAAUGACCUUUUGGAACCUGGAAAGUGCUCAAAAGUGUAUUUGCUUUGCAACUGUUUUUCCUUAAAAAUGUCAGGAAAAGCCUCCUAGAACAUCUGAACAUCAUUUGGAGUUUAUCAGCGGCACUUUAAAUGGUGGCUAGUGUGCGCUGACUUGCAUUUAACAUGAGGUUGAGUGUGAUUGGUUCAUUCUGAAUGUGGCCAGAUGCCCGUGUUAGAACACCGCACAUGCAAACUCCACACGGGAAAUGCUGCAGCCCAAAUUUGAAGCCACAGUCUGUGAACUGUGAAGACGGAUGCGCUAAGCCACCGCGGUGGUUCAUUCCAGCUAAGCAUGUCAAAAACAUGUCAUUUAUGAAGUGGAGGCACCUUCAGUCAUCUUUUUCCUCGCAUCCAUCUCCAAAGGUUAGCGGCCAAAGUGCACCACCGGCUGAUGUUCGGAGGCUCGAAAGAAGCAUGCUGUCAAAGCCGUGGCCCUUCGGCAUCGCGCAGCAGGUCCACUCAUGGGAUGUAGUGCAUGCAGAGUCAGGUUCAACUCGGCCAAGGCGCUGUCUUUCCUCACCAUGCUCUUGAUCUUCACCUACUUCUUCUACUGCCUCACGGGAAUCUGCCACUCGGCUCCGAGGACUUUUUACGCGGACGAUGAGCGGCUCGGAACCCCGCCGGGGAACAGAAGCGCUUCCCCGGUUGACGCGCGGGCUGUGCAGCCCCGCAGCCUCUUGGAGGACAGCAACAAAAACAACGACAACAACAACAUGCCCGUGUCCAACACUUUCGGCAGCAAACGCUUCCCGCAGGCCAUCAUCAUCGGCGUGAAGAAGGGAGGAACCCGCGCCUUGCUCGAGUUCCUCCGGAUCCACCCGGACGUCAGGGCCGUGGGAGCCGAACCUCACUUCUUUGACAGGUUCUACGACAAGGGACUCGAGUGGUACAGGAGCUUGAUGCCUCGGACUCUGGAUGGUCAGAUCACCAUGGAGAAAACCCCCAGCUACUUUGUCACAAAGGAGGCUCCGAGCCGCAUCUGCACUUUGAACUGCCAAACCAAGCUCAUCGUGGUGGUCCGGGAUCCUGUGACCCGAGCUGUGUCUGACUAUACUCAAACUCUAUCCAAGAACCCGGGACUUCCCUCAUUCCAGAGCCUGGCCCUGAGGAACGCCUCGACGGGCCUGAUCGACACGUCGUGGAGCGCCGUUCGCAUCGGCCUCUACGCCAAACAUCUGGAGAACUGGCUUCAGUACUUCCCCUUGUCACAAUUUCUUUUUGUUUGCGGCGAGAGGUUAGUGUCCAAUCCCGCUGGGGAGAUGGCUCGGGUUCAGGACUUCCUGGGCCUGAAGAGGGUCGUUUCCGAGAAGCAUUUCUACUUCAAUCAGACCAAAGGUUUUCCCUGUUUGAAAAAACCCGAAGGAAGCAGCAGACCUCGCUGUUUGGGUAAGUCAAAGGGAAGACCGCAUCCUCAGAUUCCUACCGCCGUCCUGCAGAAACUGAGAGACUUCUACAGACCUUACAACCGACACUUCUACCAGAUGAGCGGGCAAGACUUCGGAUGGGACUAACAGGGGAAGGUAGCACAGAUAAAAAAGCCUGACUCUGACGUCUCAGGAACCAAAUGUGACAAUACAGACAGCAACCUCCAAGUGGACCAGCUUCACGACUGUCCUGUCGAUGGGGACUCCAGGACUUUUCCUCAAGUCCCAAGCAGCCACGAGACACUUAAAGGGGGAGUGUGCAGUUGAUAACUCAACUUGACUAUAUUGAUAACAAUUUAUAAAAAUAGAAUUUAUUAAAAAAAAAAACACUAAAGGUUUGAAUGUACCCUCACUUCCCUCCCCACCUUGAGUCUCACAAUAUAGCCAUUCAUAAUGCCACACGAUGAUAGAAGUGCAGAGGUGUGACAAAUAGUCACAGAGAACGCAACAAAAUAGCAGUGCUAAGCUAAGCUAAGCAUUUGCAAUGUAAACAAGCUGCUGAUGUUAACCUCUUUGUAAGGACAUUGUUAGGAUAAUAAAAAAUAGCAUCGGUUAGAAGUUUUGUUGCUUGGAAUUUUCAAUCAAUUAAAACUCAAAAAGAGGUGAUAAACGUAAUGUCCAGCAGAAAUCUUGGUAAGUGCAUUUCUUGCGUCUGAGGUUCAGAGAGGGCUGAUUUUUUUUUUUUUUUUUUUUUUAACACAGAUUAUUAUACUAUUGUUCUACUGUCAGGAUUAUACUGAUAGUCUUCACAAAUAUGUCCAAAAGUUUUUGGGGAAAACGGCACACUCUCCCUUUAAUAACUCGGACAGUCGGAUAGAAUUUUUGUGGGUUUCUAAUAUUUCAUUGUUUUACCAUCGAUUUAUAAUUCAAAGAAAGGCCAAAAACAACAAACAAAACAUUUCUCACUUGGACCUCACAUGUAGCUAAAGAAGUAACAACAUUCAAAUACAAAUGGCUUACCUUCCAACAGCCCCUACUUGAUUAUGCAAGCAGCUGGUUGAAGAAACAAAAAAAAAAUAUUUUUAAUAAAUCAAGCAGCGUGGCUUGUUGGAAGGCGACAGUGACUUGAGGUUUCGCUUUCAUGCUUUCAUCGCUCUUGUCAUCACAAAUCUGCUUUUGAAGGGGAAGCGUCUUCUGAUGCCACCAAUUGGGGGAGUUUAUGUCCGUCCACCAAUCAUUCCCAAUCGCAAAAUCAAACCGAAUCAACAGCAAAGAAAGGAAGAAAAAAAAACAGACGAUUCACGUCGCAAUAACAACUACCAUGACAUGCGACUGCUUUGCUGUCGUGUAAAAAUUGCCAACGCUGCUGAGGUACGUCGCUGCUUGCUUGUUUGUUUGCAUCAUAUGGAAGACGACGAGUUGAACCAAAGGGAAAACAUUGCCUCCAAGUAUAUUUUUUGAAUUGAAUAAGCUGAUAUUUAUAGUUUGUGUUGAUUUACAGACAAAAGAAAGAUUUUUAAAAAUGUAUUUAUUACACAACAAGACGUGAAAAAUGCCUUACUCGCUAAUGAUGAACCACAAUCUCAUUUUAGUUGACAGUAUUAAUUUAACUGGACUGCUCCUAUUUUCACAACAUUUACUGUUCAGAAGGAAAUAUGUUUAAUGUUACAGGGUGCCAACUGUGUUUCAUUUUAAAUUCCGUAACCAAGUAAAGUUCUAUCUUCCAUGACA
Hippocampus comes (tiger tail seahorse) is the source of this 3889-nucleotide messenger RNA. Its product is annotated as heparan sulfate glucosamine 3-O-sulfotransferase 6-like. Lineage: Eukaryota; Metazoa; Chordata; Actinopteri; Syngnathiformes; Syngnathidae. The record is from RefSeq and is a predicted model, not a curated record. Gene Ontology annotation, molecular function: [heparan sulfate]-glucosamine 3-sulfotransferase activity. Bases 1256 to 2305 code for a protein of 349 amino acids. The transcript has 4 exons.